UUGUUGUUGAAAAUUACAUUAACUAAUUGUUCAAACUAAAGUGCAAUAGCUAGAGUCAAUUUCUGACUUAACAAUCUCAUCAAUCAAUUAUCUGAUAGAAUGUCUACAAUGAUAAUUCUUAGUAAGAGUUUUUCUUCUAUUGUUCUGUCGAUUGUCUUAGGAUUAUGGUGAUUAUCCUCAUCACUAAUAAAAACAUAAUCACCAUCAUCUGGAGUCGUGUAAUUAAGUGCACUAGAUUUAAUCAAUUUCAUCAUCUACCUUUACACGCCUUCCACAAGAGGUAGUUUUUAGCUUACUGUCCUUCAUUGUUUCAUUAAGUGGAAACUUUGUCACCUCUUGAUGGAGAGAAUCAAUGUUGGUUUUUGAAGACUGUAAGAGACAGCGCCUUAGCACUGUUAUUUGCUUCACAUUCUGCUUGCAAAAGUAUUGAGGCCUUAGUAUGCAAGUUGAACGAGGCUCUUUAUAGCCUCAAACAAACUCCAACAGCUUGGUUUGAAAGGCUCAAAACUGCUGGUAAAUGUGAUCCUAGUCUCUUAAUUAUCAGAACAACAUCCUUAACUAUCCUAUUAAUAUUGUAGUUCAUGAUAAAUCUAACUGCUAAUUUGCUGCUGGAAUUGGUUAUAGAUAUUUUAAUAAUUUGCUGCUAAUUUGUCAACAUUGUUGUAAUUUAUCUUUCAAUAACCUUAUCAUUAUACUACAUAAAAUAUUAUAUGAUUUAAAAUAAUUAAGAUAUCAGUAUUCGAGAUUGUAGAACGUGCCAAGCAAGAUGAUACUACUUAAUUCCUAUUACUUAAUCCUUACUAGGACCACACUUGCCACUUCUCUCGUAGACUGUGUUCACAGCAUGUGCCAAGCAAGAGUGACAAUAUUAUAGACUACUCCACACUUUUGUUUUAGACCGGUUUAUUACUUUAUUGCAUUUACUAAUCAAUCUCUAACUUCCUCUCUUCCUGUCUAAUCUAAUCUUCUCGAUCUUGAUCAUGGCGGUGGUUGCUGUUGGUGAAGCAUUUCUCUCCGCUUUCAUUGAAGUUGUCAUCGACAGGCUUGCUUCUCCUGAGGUUGUUGACUUGAUCCGUGGGAAGAAACUUGACGUCAAUUUGGUUCAACGGUUGAAGAACACUCUUUACGCUGUUGAAGCCGUGCUUAACGAUGCUGAACAGAAGCAGAUUCAUGACUCUGCUGUUAACAACUGGCUUGAUGAUCUCAAAGAUGCUCUCUAUGUUGCUGAUGACAUUCUCGACCACAUCUUCACCAAAUCUGCUCUUUCCAAGAAGAACAAGCAGGUGAGUACUGUUGACUACUUUUCUCGCUUUUUCAACUUUGAAGAAAGGGAUAUGGUUCGUAAGCUGGAAGAUAUAGUUGCCAGACUUGAAUCCAUUCUCAAACUUAAAGAUAUUCUUGGUCUUCAACUUAUUGCAACUCAUCACUCAUCCUGGAGAACUCCAUCUACCUCUUUAGAAGACAGAUCUGUCAUUUUUGGUAGGGAUCAAGACAAACAGGCCAUACUCAAAUUAAUCUUACAUGAUGAUGAUGAUAACACUGGUGUGAUCCCCAUUGUUGGCAUGGGUGGCCUUGGAAAAACAACUUUAGCCCAAUUUGUGUACAACCAUGACAGUAUAAAGAGCAAAUUUGAUAUUCAAGCAUGGGUUUGUGUUUCUGAUGAUUUCGAUGUUUUGAAGGUUACAAAGUUCAUCGCGGAGGAAGUGGGAAGUGCUUGUAACACAAAUAACUUGAAUAUCCUUCAUCGAGAUUUGAAGGAAAAGCUGACCGGAAAGAGGUUCUUAAUUGUUUUGGAUGAUGUCUGGACCGAGGAUGACGACUCUUGGAAUUCUCUUAUAAAGCCUCUUCAAUAUGGAACUAUGGGAAGUAAAAUUCUUGUAACUACCCGUAUUGAUAAAGUUGCUUCUAUGGUCCAAACAAUUCAACCUUACUCUCUUCACCAAUUGUCUGACGAAGAUUGUUGGUCAGUGUUUGCAAACAAUGCUUCCCUUUCUCCAGAUGAAUCCAGUGAGGAUAUGGAUCUCCAAAACAUUGGCAAAGAGAUUGUUAGAAAAUGUAAGGGAUUGCCUUUAGCAGCACAGUCACUUGGGCGCUUGUUGCGAGAAAAACGUGACAUCAGGGAUUGGAAUAGUAUACUGAAUAAUAAUAUUUGGGAGAAUAAGAGUAAGAUCAUUCCAGCAUUGAGAAUUAGUUAUCAUUAUCUCCCUCCAUAUUUAAAGCGUUGCUUUGUAUAUUGUUCAUUGUUUCCCAAAGAUUAUAAAUUUGAUAAAGAUGAAUUGAUCUUGUUGUGGAUGGCGGAGGAUCUUUUACAUCCUUCAGAAAAUAACAAGACUUUAGAAGAAGUCGGUUAUGGGUAUUUUAAUGACUUAGUUUCCAAAUCAUUUUUUCAACAUUCUGACAAUGGGAACUUCAAACAACAUUUUGUAAUGCAUGAUCUUGUGCAUGAUUUGGCAACAUGGCUUGGUGGAGAAUUCUAUUUUAGAACAGAAGUAAUUGGGAAAGAUACGAAGAUUGGUACCAAGACUCGUCAUUUGUCAUUUUCCAAGUUCAGUGAUCCAGUCUCGACAAACUUUGACAUUUUCGGCAGUAUAAAAUGUCUAAGAACAAUCUCGCCAAUCUAUUUAUGGAAUGAUCCAUUCAACAAAGAAAAAGCGUCAUGCUUCAUUUUGUCAAAUUUGAAGUACUUGAGAGUUUUGAAAUUUGGCAACUUUGAAGGUCUUGAUGCAUUUCUUGAUUCAAUAGAUGAACUAAUCCAUUUGCGUUAUUUGGAUCUCUCUUACACAUCUAUAAAAAUGUUACCUGAAUCAUUAUGUAACCUGUAUAAUCUACAAACUUUAAAGUUGCACGGUUGUAACAAUCUAACAAGGCUUCCCAAUGACAUGCAAAAUCUUGUAAAUUUGCGCCAUCUGGAAAUUUGGGGAACUAAUUUAAAAGAGAUGCCUAGAGAAAUGAGCAAAUUGAUUAAUUUACAACAAUUGAGUUGCUUUGUCGUGGGAACGCAUGAAGAGAAAGGGAUCAAGGAAUUGGGAACACUUUCGAAUCUUCACGGAUUACUUUCAAUUAUGAAGUUAGAGAACGUGACCAACAGCUUUGAAGCAUCACAGGCAAAAAUGAUGGAUAAAAAGUACCUUGAUAAAUUAUCAUUUGUAUGGUCUGAAGAUGCAAAGAACCAUUUUACAAGUUCACAAAGUGAGAUGGAUAUACUUGGAAAGUUACAACCUUCCAAGAACCUGAAAAUGCUAGUUAUUGAUGGGUACAGGGGCACACUAUUUCCAGAAUGGGUUGGACAUUCUUCCUACCAAAAUUUGACUCAGGUAUCUUUGUAUGGUUGUUUGAAUUGUUGUAUCCUUCCAUCACUCGGACAAUUAUACUCUCUCAAGGACUUGACACUCAGUGAAAUGAAUAUGCUGGAGACUAUUGGAACUGAAUAUGAGGAUACCUUUUCAGGGACAUACUUUCCUUCCCUUGAAUGUCUGCAGUUUGUCAAGAUGUCAUGUUGGAAAGUGUGGCAUCAUCCCCCCGAGUCAAAUGCUUAUUUUCCAGUAUUGAAGUAUAUUGAGAUUAAUGAUUGUCCCAUAUUACAUGGGGAUUUGCCAUCUUAUCUUCCUGCUUUGGAAACAAUUCAUAUUGAAGGAUGCAACCAGCUUGUUUCUUCUCUCCCAAGGGCUCCUGCCAUCCGCAGAUUAUACAUAUUUGAAAGCAAUAAUAUAGCCUUGAAUGAGCUACCCCUUUCAUUGGAAGAGUUAGAUGUUGGAGGAAGUGAGGUGACAGAGUCUGUCUUUGAAGCCAUUACCAUCACCCCACCAAUUUCUCUUAAAAUAUUAGCCAUCAAGGAUUGUUCUUCUGCGAUAUCGUUUCCAAGAGAUUGUUUACCCUUAUCCUUAGAGAGUUUGUCCAUCACAAAUUCUAAUAAUCUAGAUUUCCCAAAGCAAAAUCACGUGCAUGAGUCACUUAAGUAUCUUCGUAUAGAUAGGAGUUGUGAUACUCUCAUAACCCUCCCACUGGAUACCAUUCCCAACCUUCAUCAUCUGCAUAUCCAGAAUUGUGAAAACUUAGAAUGUCUUUCUGUUUCAAAGUCUCUUCAAAAUCUCGUUGAGGUUGAAAUUAUUGGCUGCCCCAAAUUUGUAUCAUUCCCAAGAGAAGGACUGUCUGCACCCAACUUGACAUCAUUGUAUGUCUCCAACUGUGUCAACUUAAAAUCACUGCCUUGUCAUAUAAAUACUCUUCUCCCAAAGUUAGUAAGAGUGAGUAUACAUGAUUGUCCAAAAUUGGAGACGUUUCCUGAAGGGGGUAUGCCGGCUAGCUUUAGAACAAUUUUGAUUGGGAAUUGCGAAAAAUUACUGAUGAGCUCAUCUCUAACUUCAGUGAACAUGCUUACCAGUCUUUCCAUUCAUGGUCCAUGUGAUGGUGUCGAGUACUUUCCAAAGAAGGGUUUUGCAUUGCUGCCUCCCUCCCUUACCUACCUGCGGAUAUAUAACUGUUCAAGUUUGCACACGUUGGAUUGCACGAGGCUUCUCCACCUCACUUCCCUGCAAACAUUAACAAUUUUAUGCUGUCCCAAGCUGGAGAAUAUAGUGGGAGAAAGGCUGCCUGCUUCUCUAAUAGAACUUAAAAUCUCUGCAUGUCCUUUGCUGAAAGAACAGUGCCGCGUGAAAUACCCACAAAUUUCCCACAUCCCUGGCAUUACAGUUGAUGGAAAAUGGAUUUAGUAAGCUUGAAGUUGGUUUGCAGUUUGUUGGACACUCCAUCAAUUAAACUGCAGAGUCAAAGCAAACAUUUUAUUUCACAUUCUCAGACAUUGAAGCAGCUUACUCCCAUGUUAAUUAUGCAUGGAAUAUCAAUCAAUCAUGGCUUUGGUUUGUACAAUCAAGUCCCUUGCCAACCGGAGAGAUCCCUUUGCUAGAUUUAAUUGAAAUGUAAAUGGCUCAACAUAAAUGGGAAACUCUGAAAUAUGCUAUUCAAAUGGUGUAUCUUCUGCCAUGUUGGGACUUAUUUCCUUGAGCUCAAGUGGGUAUAUCAGGACCACAUUUCACAUGUGAGGCCUGGGUCUGCAUUUUUUCAGUUGAUACUUUAUUAUGUGCAUAUUGUGUGUAAGCACCAGAUAAUGUAUUAAUUUGUUUCUCAUUUUGACACAUUUGAUGAACCACUUUCUGCUUGGGUUUCUCUGAUUUUUUAAAUGCAUUAUAUGACUUUUUGUUAUUCAGGUACAUUGAGAUUGGCUUAUACCAGUUAGAUUCUAACAAUUUAGAAAAGAAACCCCCAUUCAGAACUUGUUUUAUAAUUUUAAGCUUGUUUUUAAACUUUGUAAUGAAUGAUCAGGCUGAAAAAAGGGAUGUUAGCACAGCUCUAUCUGUCAUUCAAUCCAACACAUCAGCUGCAACAUUCUUGGCCUCAGUUUCUUUGACUCUUUCUUCUCUAAACCUCGUGCCAGACCCUCCCUCUUCUCUUUCUUCAUUUUCAAAUUUUUUUUACUGAAUGACUUAUAAUGUUAUUUACUGAAUGAAUUAUAAUGUUCGGUGUAGGGGAUCUUAGUAGCACAAGUUUCUCAAACAAAUUAGGCAUCAUUGAUAACAACUUACAAUUUUGAGUAAUUGUUCUUGGUUUUGUUUAUGCUAAAUCUAUUUCCAUAAACAUCAUCAUGUGUUUUUUUAUUCUUUAGUCCCUUGUUAGUAUUGCAUUUUUACUUGGUAUCUUUAAUUGAAUCUCCAAUUAAAUAAUAAAUGGCAUAUUAACAUCAUAUGAAAUGUCAUUUUUGGAAACAUCAUAUGUUUAAUUUCCAGUUUUAAUUUGGGAAAAUGUUGUGAAAAUUCCAUUUACCCUUUCCCACUUUCAAACCAGAUCAGUUUAGAUGAAAAUAUCAAAACUGAAGGUCUCGUGAAGUAACAAACCAGAUCAUUAGACUGUUGUGAAAACGAACAGUCAGAUGCAAAAACGUGGGAGAAAAUUCGGGAUGUAAAAGCUUAGUCAAAUUUCAUUGUUCAAGGUUCACAACAUGCUCAAUAAUACCAAGCCUGACUCAAAUCGACUCGGUUAGGCUGCGCGUGGUAUAAAUUAUUGAUAUCACUUCCUCUGUUUACAUAAUUUAUAUACCCUUUAGAAGAUUCUCUAAGCAAAAUUUGUAUGUUAUUUUUGUAUAACUAUUUAUACAAUUUGUUGGAAUUCAAGUGUGAGUGCAUAAAGUCUCAUGUCGACUU
Messenger RNA from Vicia villosa (hairy vetch), 6194 nucleotides. RefSeq names its product putative disease resistance protein At3g14460. Lineage: Eukaryota; Viridiplantae; Streptophyta; Magnoliopsida; Fabales; Fabaceae. Gene Ontology annotation, biological process: defense response to other organism. Gene Ontology annotation, molecular function: ADP binding. Bases 981 to 4709 code for a protein of 1242 amino acids. The transcript is spliced from 3 exons. The record is from RefSeq and is a predicted model, not a curated record.